AUGUCCAAUAGAUAUACUUCGUCAUUACAAAACAUAGCCGCCUCGGAGAACGACUCUAGGGCAGCUUCCGGAACGCAACUGCCCGACUUCGGCGAGCUAUACUCGUCAUAUGCUCACAACAGCAACUCUCAAGCGGACUCAUACCAGGAGGUCGAAUCGGACUCACAGGAUCCCAGUAACGUCUCACAGGAAUCUUUGGACUCCAAUUCGAAUUAUGUGGGUGACGAUACUCCUCCUGUAAGGAAAGGUUCUCGCAAACUCAACCCCACCAGAGCUCAGGCGGUAUUCCAGGCCCUCAACGAUAAAUCGCUUCUCGACACGCCCAAGACGCCAGUAAGACCGGAUUCCCGAGGUCUGAGCGACUCCUUUGACUUCACACAACCAGAUACUCAGCGUGGGUACCAUUCCUCCUCGUUGAAUGUGCUUCUCGACACCCCUUCUUCAGAGAGCCAGUAUAGAGAGCUAGUCUCCACUCCGCCGGUUAUAGAGACAAACUAUCGUCACGGUGGACGGCUCGAAGACAGUGAGGAGAACGUAGAUAGCAGCAACUUGGAAAGCAAUGUUGACGUGUCAUUGCGCAGUGAAAGUGUCGAUGACUGGGCCGAAAAGGGGGCCGCAGAGAAGACUGUUUCCACGAGCUCCAGCGGCUACGACUAUAAAGUUAUCAGACGUACGGUCAAAGACUUUGAAUUUGGAAAAGACAUAGGUGAGGGAUCGUACUCCACCGUGGUGUUGGCUACAGAUAAGCUCACCAACAAGAAGUACGCAGUGAAGAUCCUAGAUAAGCGCCAUAUCAUCAAGGAGAAGAAGGUCAAGUACGUGAACAUUGAAAAGCAUGCACUUAACAGGCUUAGCGGCUGCCCUGGUGUUAUCUCAUUAUUUUUCACAUUUCAGGAUAAGCACUCCCUAUACUUUGUUCUCGAUUAUGCUGCCAAUGGCGAGCUCCUUGGGCUUAUCAAGCAGUACGGAACGCUCAAUGAAGAUUGCACCCGGUAUUUCGGUGCUCAAAUGCUUGAUGCCAUCAAAUAUAUGCAUGAUAACGGUGUAAUUCACAGAGACAUAAAACCUGAAAACGUGCUUUUAGAUGAAAAGUACAGGAUUCAGAUUACAGACUUCGGAACCGCAAAGCUUCUUGAAAGAAAGAAGAAUGGACAUACUGGUGAGGAAGAAGAUUACCCCUUAGACGUGCGGGCCAAGUCGUUUGUGGGUACUGCUGAGUACGUUUCUCCUGAAUUGCUUGAAAAUAAAUACUGUGGAAAGCCUGGUGACAUCUGGGCUUUUGGAUGUAUAUUGUACCAAUUAAUUGCGGGCAAGCCUCCUUUCAAAGCAACCAACGAAUACCUCACUUUCCAGAAGAUCACCAAGCUUCAGUACGCCUUUAGUGCGGGUUUUCCCUUAGUUCUCAGAGACUUAAUCAAGCAGGUUCUUGUUCUUCAGCCAUCUAGAAGAGCUACUAUCAGCCAGAUACAAAAACAUCACUUUUUUCAUGAUAUCAAUUUUGACGACAGCGACGCCAUAUGGAAUACGCCAGUUCCUGAGUUAGGCCCUUACAAGAUGACGGCGAAGUCAAUGAUGAAGAUGCCAACGAAAGCUGUUUCUCCAAAGAAAAUCAUCAGAAAGCCAGGAAAAAAGAAGACGGCUCCGGAAACAGAAUCGCCACAACUGCUUCUGGAUCGGCCAGAACUGAGACGUACAGCAAGUGAGAGUAGUAUCCCAGGGAGACAACAAAGAAAUUACAGUGCUGCAUCUGUGGCCGCCUAUGUUCUAAGCAAGCAGGAUGACGAUGAGUCCCAAACAAGUAUUGCGAAUCCUUCUGCUAGCGCAACAGCUAGAAAACCUUCAGUUACAGAGUACAUCCCUGGAACUAAUAUCUUGCGUCCAGUGAUCAAUUCACGGGCAAACUUCUCUAGAAGCAGCGUUAGUCAGAAUUCUGGCUCUAUAAGUAACUCCAGUACGCCUCAGGUGAAGGAGUCCAAAUCGAAGCCCGCAGAAGUUCCGCCUAUAUCGAGUGUGGAGCUUGCUUGGCAGGCCUACCUCCAGGACCCCGAUGAAAGAAUUUUGCAUGUUGGUCAGGCAAUUGCUUGCAAGCAGCCCACAGAAUAUUUUGAGAGGAAGCACAAGGGCCUCAUUCAUAACGCUCCAUUGAAAUAUAUCAGUCAGCUUCAAGCGGUAGCGAAAGUCGGUGGUAAUGACUCAAUGCUCACAAGGGUUGCUCAUGGAAGCAAAGGCGGGCUCAGGAGUGCUCCUGAUAACCCCAAAUACAUUGCCAAUGAGAAAGAUGCUAUACUUGAAUUCGAUAACGAUGAACCAGACGAGAAGAUCGCAAGCAUUCCUGAAGAUGAAGAUGAUUCUGCUUCCCCAUCAGAGACCAAAGAGGAGCUGAAUACCACGAACAAGUCAUCCAACAUUGGUAAACGGUUUUUCAAGAAGUUCUUGACUCACUCCGAAAAGACUGACGAAAGUCUGCCUGAUUCUGCUUCCACUAAGUCGGGAAGCAGUGGGAAUGGAAGAGCACGUAGCUCGAGUUUCUCUUUGGAUAAAGCCAAAAACUGCACUCUUGUGGUAACCUCUCAUGGACGUUUUCUAAUAUUCAUCAAAGAAGGCGAGCCUAAGUUGGUGAACGAAAUUCAACUUAAUUAUCCAUUUAUUCUGUUCAAGGAGGUAGUCACGAAUCAUGCGGCCAAAUUUGGCAAAAUCGUACCCGUUACGGGUAUCUUUGCCGUUCAGGCGAUUGAGACCACCUUUGUAUUCGAAGUUGAUAAGUUUGAGGUUGAUCUCUGGACUAGCGCAUUGGCCAGAUCGAAGCUUGCUCAAUUCGAAAGAGAGAGAGAGUCGAAACCUUCCCCAAAAUUGAUGGAUGCUCCACCCAUCAAGACACUCCCAACGACGAAUAGCAAAACAUUUGAGUACAAUCGUGAUAUCCCAUCACCGCCGCCUCCACCUCCGGCAACAAGGAAAUCUCGGGAAGGAAGACGCAGCGAACUGCCCAAGACUGUGAGUCCCACAAAUACAAACCAGGAAAAACCUGCAAAGCAAACGCUUGACCCCAAGAGCCACCUGAUGUUUAAGAGCAGAACUAAGCAGUCCAAGAGUAUGAGAAGAAAGCCCCCACCACCACUUCCCACGGGCCAUAUCAACAACACUGGGUUAGCCAAGGACUCGUCUGGGCCUGAUAACGAUACCCUUCACGCAGCGCUUCUAGCGGUGAACAACAACCCCGUGGCUAAAGUAAAUGAAGACACUCGUCGGUCGAGUUUCUCCAAGAGCUCACCUACUAGUCCUACGGCGAAUAUCACUUACAGAUACCAGUCGUCGUCGAAUGGUAAGGGGCGCAUCACUGCCAUGAAUUCCAAAUUGCUCAAUCGGUCUCGCAACAAGCCUCAAUAA
Messenger RNA from Candidozyma auris, 3387 nucleotides. Its product is annotated as PDPK1 family serine/threonine-protein kinase. The transcript has a single exon. NCBI's taxonomy places the organism in Eukaryota, Fungi, Ascomycota, Pichiomycetes, Serinales, Metschnikowiaceae. Gene Ontology annotation, molecular function: ATP binding; protein serine/threonine kinase activity. Gene Ontology annotation, biological process: peptidyl-serine phosphorylation; intracellular signal transduction. The record is from RefSeq and is a predicted model, not a curated record. Bases 1 to 3387 code for a protein of 1128 amino acids.